GGGGGUGGGAAAGGGGAAAACCAGGGAAAAGGGCAAACGCCUGCAGCCCCGUGUGCUGAGAUCACAGCUCUGCUCUGGGUACCGGGCACUGGUGUCACAGCCCAUCGAGAUAAUUGCCUGCAUUUUCCGAAGUUCUGGGAGCUCUGAGGAUGCUUUCCAAGGCUCCAUCAAAGCCCGCAGCUGGGAUUUCUCCACGCUGUUAGUCCGGGGGGGCUCUCAGAACGGCCUAAAGCAGCCGCAAGCAGCAGUGGGAUUUCUGUGUAACAGCAGUGAUCCCGGUAGGACCGGGGGCUGUGGGUGAGACCGCGGCCAGCGGGAUCCCAGGGCGCCCAUGCACUGGUGUCCUUUGUGCGGGCGGCGCUUUGUACGAGCGGGGCACGGGGGCUGCAGGUGCUGAGCGGCGCCGGGGCUGCCCCGGCUCGGGCGAUGCCGCAGCCCCGCCAUGGGGCACGGACACCGCGCCUGACUCAUUCAAACCCCGACAAAAAAGUCUUGUGUCGCUAAAAGCCCGCUGCAGACCGCGGUGGCGGCGGCGGGAGUGCUGGAAAAUGCUGAAGUUAAAGGCCUUCUGCUUGGAUUACUGGCAGUUUUUAUGUCUCCAGCCUCUCCAUGGUUUCUAUAAAAGCGUUGAGGGGGAGGCUCCCAGCAGCGAGACCGGCACGUCCCUGGAUAGCCCGUCGGGAUACCCGCAGGGCCCCAUAACGCACAGCUCCGCCCUGAGCCCCGAGCACUACGAGCACCCCUACGGGCUCUACUCCAUCGCGCCGGGCCAGCAGCGAGCGCGCCGGCCCAAGCUGCAGCACUCCACCUCCAUCCUGCGCAAACAGGCCGAGGAGGAGGCCAUCAAACGGUCCCGGUCGCUUUCCGAGAGCUAUGAACUCUCCUCAGACCUACAGGAUAAGCAGGUGGAGAUGCUGGAACGGAAGUAUGGGGGCCGUCUGAUCACCAGACAUGCUGCCCGCACCAUCCAGACCGCCUUCCGCCAGUAUCAGAUGAACAAGAACUUCGAGCGCCUGCGCAGUUCUAUGUCCGAGAACCGCAUGUCAAGGCGCAUCGUCCUGUCCAAUAUGAGAAUGCAGUUUUCCUUUGAAGGACCUGAGAAAGUCCACAGCUCCUACUUCGAGGGGAAGCAAGUUUCUGUUACAAAUGAUGGGUCAAAGCUGGGCUCCCUCGUACCGUCGGAGUGCAACGAGCUCGGGGAGACGGCGACCAUGAAGUCCCCGGCGGCGUCCACUGAUUUCACUGAUGCUAUAACAGAACUGGAGGAUGCUUUUUCCAGGCAGGUGAAAUCCCUGGCGGAAUCCAUCGACGACGCGCUGAACUGCCGCAGCCUGCACGCGGAUGAAAUCCAGAGCGCGGAGCAGGUCAGGAGCCGGGAGAUGGAGAGGGAGAGCUGUGCCCCGAGCAAAGCAGCGAUGCACAACGUGGAUCACAGGAAGCUGGACGAGAUGACGGCGUCCUACAGCGAUGUCACGUUGUACAUCGACGAGGAGGAGCUGUCCCCGCCCCUGCCGCUCUCCCAGUCCGUGGACAGGCCGUCCAGCACGGAGUCGGACUUGAGGCUCCGCUCCGUGAACUCUUCCCAGGAGUACUGGUCCAUGACCCACAAAGACGACAAGUUAGACACUGAUACGAGCUGCAGGAGUACCCCAUCACUGGAAUGCCAGGAGCAGAGGAUGAGGAUGGAUCACCUCCCCCUGCUCACCAUCGAGCCGCCCAGUGACAGCUCCGUGGACUUGAGCGACCGCUCGGAGAGGGGCUCAUUAAAGAGACAGAAUGCGUACGACCGAGGCAUCCCCAGCCAGCAAGGCAGCCCCAAACAUAUCCCUCACAGCAUUCCUGCCAAGAUCAUCACCCGGGAGGAGCAGGAGGCCAGGCACAGGGCUAGGCCCAUAGACAGCCACUUGGCCAUCAAUGGCACAGCCAACAGGCAAAGCAAAUCAGAGUCUGAUUACUCUGAUGGAGACAACGACAGCAUCAACAGCACUUCCAACUCCAAUGAUACAAUAAAUUGCAGCUCAGAAUCCUCUUCUAGGGACAGCCUAAGGGAGCAAACCUUGAGCAAACAAACCUACCACAAAGAGACUCGCAACAGCUGGGAUUCCCCUGCCUUCAGUAACGAUGUUAUCAGGAAACGCCAUUAUAGGAUUGGGCUGAAUCUUUUUAACAAAAAACCCGAGAAGGGAGUGCAGUACCUGAUCGAGCGCGGCUUCGUGCCCGACACGCCCGUGGGGGUCGCGCAUUUCCUGCUGCAGAGGAAGGGGCUCAGCCGGCAGAUGAUCGGGGAGUUCCUGGGCAAUCGGCAGAAGCAGUUCAACAGGGACGUGCUGGACUGUGUGGUGGAUGAGAUGGACUUCUCCACAAUGGAGCUGGAUGAAGCACUCAGGAAAUUUCAGGCCCACAUCCGUGUCCAAGGAGAAGCCCAGAAGGUGGAGCGGCUCAUUGAAGCUUUCAGCCAGCGUUACUGCAUCUGCAACCCGGGCGUGGUGCGGCAGUUCCGCAACCCCGACACCAUCUUCAUCCUGGCCUUCGCCAUCAUCCUGCUCAACACCGACAUGUACAGCCCCAACGUCAAACCCGAGCGCAAGAUGAAGCUGGAGGACUUCAUCAAGAACCUCAGGGGGGUGGAUGAUGGCGAGGACAUCCCGCGGGAGAUGCUGAUCGGGAUCUACGAGCGCAUCCGCAAGCGCGAGCUGAAGACCAACGAGGACCACGUGUCCCAGGUGCAGAAGGUGGAGAAGCUCAUCGUGGGCAAGAAACCGAUUGGAUCUCUGCACCAUGGACUUGGUUGUGUGCUCUCUCUCCCCCACCGGAGGCUUGUUUGCUACUGUAGGCUGUUUGAAGUUCCAGAUCCAAAUAAACCUCAGAAGCUUGGAUUGCACCAACGAGAAAUAUUUUUAUUUAAUGAUCUUCUCGUGGUGACCAAGAUUUUUCAGAAGAAGAAGAACUCUGUUACGUACAGUUUCCGACAGUCCUUCUCCCUCUAUGGAAUGCAAGUUCUUCUCUUUGAGAACCAGUAUUAUCCCAAUGGCAUUCGGCUCACGUCAGCUGUUCCAGGAGCAGAUAUCAAAGUACUCAUAAAUUUCAAUGCACCAAAUCCUCAGGACAGGAAGAAGUUUACAGAUGAUUUGAGGGAAUCAAUUGCAGAAGUUCAAGAAAUGGAAAAGCACAGAAUAGAGUGUAAGUACAAAGCGGAGCUGGAGAAGCAGAAGGGCGUGGUGCGGCCCAGCAUGUCGCAGUGCUCCAGCCUGAAGAAGGAGUCGGGGAACGGGAGCCUGCCGCGGCCGUGCCUGGAUGACAGCUACGCGGGCGGCGAGGGGCUGAAGCGGAGCGCGCUCAGCUCCUCCCUCAGGGACCUGUCCGAAGCAGGCAAGCGUGGGCGACGCAGCAGUGCAGGAUCGCUAGACAGCAAUAUGGAAGGGUCCAUCAUUAGCAGUCCUCACAUGCGCCGAAGAGCUACAUCAACCCGAGAGUGUCCAUCUCGCCCUCACCAGACUAUGCCCAACUCCUCCUCACUCCUAGGGUCCCUGUUCGGUAGCAAGCGGGGCAAGCCGCCCUCGCAGAGCCACGCGGCCGCGCAGCCCCCGCACCACGCGGAGGCGGCGGCGGCGCCGCACCCGCACCACGCGCAGUUCUGCCACCAGAACCCGCCGCCCUACCACCACCACCACCACUACCACCCGCCCCCGCACCCGCACCCGCACCAGUUCCACCAGCACGGCCACGGCCACGGCCACGGCCCCUACCUGCCGCACGCCCCGCACCACGCCCCGCACCACGCCCCGCACCACCACGGGCCGCCCCCGCCGCCCGCCGCCUCCGGCAGCAAGCCCAAACACAGCGGCAUCAGCACCAUAGUCUAGGCCACAGAGCCUCCUCGAGACUCUAGCUCUAAACCCAGCUGCAAAGGCACUCACAGGAAGCCACAAAAUCACACCGGCAGUUUUUACCUAGGCCGUUUAAUGAGCUUAAAGGCUUGCUGUUACUAAAUAAAAUAAUUCCGGUUAGCCCAGGCCAUACUGGUUUUACUUAUCUACUGGAUAGAUGUUCACCACCACCUGGUUAGUUCUUAUUUCCAAACUUGCCUUGAAAACGUGCUGCUUGCUGAAUCUGAGGAAAGCUACCUUUUACACCAAACCCCUGGACAAUUUUACACACGUAAUGAAAAGCUAGCCAAUGGAAAAAAAAAAAAAAACAGGGAAAAAAAGUCAGACAGAACCAAGUGUUGCAUUCUUGCUCUUUUAUUCUCAAUGGGCAAAAAAAUUAAGUAGACCUGAUAUGGUUGAUGAAAGUACGUAAGUAAACUUUAUAUAAUAUAAAUAUAUACAUAUAAAUAUAUAUAUAUAUACUGUAUAGUUAACAUUUGUGCUUGGAAAGAAAUUUUUUCAGUCCACAAAACUAGCAAUAUAGACUUUACAAGGAAUUCCACUUACUUGAUAGGACAGUAUAAUAGAUGAAUAGCCUAUGAAAGAGUAGACCAAAAACAUUAAACGUUAGAAACCAAUUUCAAACAUUUCAAUAUUUUCAUCAAAAGUCCCCUGGACUUGUUAAGAUUUCUAAGCAAUCAUUACUAAAUGUGCCAAGUAACAUAGCAUUUAAAUGUUGUAGUCCAAUACUGCUUUGUAUAAAUCCUUAUUUUAUUAACACGAUGAUAUCAUACGUAAUCAGUAUUAGAGCUGCUCUGCUAUUUCAGGUAAGCAAACUCGUUAAGAUGCAGUAAUUAUUCCGUAGCAAUGGAGAGUGCCCACAUACCAGGGGGCACCUCCAAGCAUUGGUCACUCGAGUUCUUAGACACUUUAAAGGCUGUGAUAACUGUGAAUUUACAUGAUCCACAUUUCUUUUGUAAGCAUACGGAUUGAACGAGCACACGGGAAGAGUUCUGCCAGGUGCAUGUAAACACUGCAAAAACAUUCAUCUCAAACAUGAAAAUGGCAAACCUCCAUCCUUCUCAGCUGCUUUGGUUCCUCUUCACCAUAAUUGCUCAUUUUUACCCCCAGCGAAGCUGAAUUCUAGUCCAGAGUGUUUCCAGUGGAAGUGCUCUAAAACUUGAAGGUUUGUUUUAGAAUUUAGUAUAGGGUUUUUAUAUAUAUAUAUAUAUUAAAAAAAAAAAUUAAAAUCUGUAAUUCCAUGUAGCCAUGUGCUAGCAACGAAGUGGCUUUACCAUUUUUACUCAUCACAUUUGUUAGUUUGAAGCACCCAGCACUCAGCAGGCUGAGUUUAUGCUCAAACCCUCACUUCCAUAGUCCAGUUAGUUGCAAGACAUCACAUAAAAAUAGGCUGUGCUGUUGUUGCUUAUGUGUUGUAACCACACAAUUUGCAAAUUUCUCUACAAUUUGUAUCCCGAAAUCCUGUACAAAGUUAUCCAUGGCGCCUACUUUGUAGUUUCAGCACUUUGAGCCACUGCAAGGACUUAACACCUAAACAGUAGAGACAAAGGAAUCACAACUGCAAAACUGUACCAGCCUAAAAGCAAACCUUGAAGAGGAUGAGCAAAUGUUCCAGUGAGAGAUGGGUAAAAGUAAUGACAGCUCCAACCCGUCGGGUUUCUGUGUAACAGAAAACAAACAGUAAUAAAAGUGUCCCAAAGCAGGAGGACAUGGGAGCAGCAGAGUGACUUGUCCUGUUGGCUUGCUCAUGGCAUCUCUAGCGUGGGGAGGAUGGGAGAGGUUCAGUCAUUUUGUUCCCUUUCAUACCAUGGAUACCACAAUACCAGCAAAACUGCAAACUGAGCACUUUGUUCACCUCCACAGAGAGCAAAUACAGCAAUCUAGAGUUUAGCCUUUUGUUUCCAGCAGUCCACGUUUGUUUCACACAUGUGCAAUAUGUUUUCCCCUUCUGCUCCUUCUCCUCAGAAUGAUCUCCAUGAAAAGAAAACAAAUUAUUUUUAUUUUUCUGUGUCACUCAUUCUAUUCUAAAUUCUGCGGCUUACCUUAAGAGGGCUCACCUGGGUCCCCUGAGGCUCUGUUCCUUGCAGUUUAAAAAAUAUAUACUGUUCUUAUAAGGGAAAGUAGAACUGUCUGCAUGUCAUCUAAUGUUAUUAGUGUGAGGCUACACUCUACAUAUUGUAUAAUUGCAAAAUAUAUCAGUGUUCCUGUUGAUAUUAGUUGAAGUAAAGUGAUAACAUAUUUCAAUAUGUAGACUUUUCUUCAUACAUCUGUACCAAUAGUAGAGUCUAACUGUAAUUUAUAGGUUGUUCCAGAAAAGAUGAAGAACCAUUUAAGUGCAAACAUCUCUGAGAAACUGCAUCUUUUAAUUAAAACAGAGGUAAGAAAGCUCCUCUUCACUGGGUGACGGAGUCUGUACUUGUUUCAGAUGCAGAGGCAUAAUGGAAGUAAAAUUCUGUAUAUGGAAUAAAGGCAGAAUAUGCAGUUGCAGUGGAGAGGAAAAUCUGACUCACUGUGUUGAUUAACACUGAAGAUGUUAAAUCUCCCAGAUCUGCAUUUGCUUUAUGUUUAAAAAGCCCUUUCAUUCAUUUAAAUUAGAGUUACAUAUAAAUAUUCUGUGCUUGAACAGGGAGCCACAGUUUAUUGCCUGCCCACUGAUUUUCCAUGUGCAAUCAAUGUAUUUGUGAACCAGAGUGUUGAGGAGAUGUCACAAACGUGCAUGCACAGAAACAUUUCCACGUGGUUCCAUGGGCGUGUGUGAAAUCACAUGGAGUGUGAAAUCACAGAUCACAGAAACCAAAAGUGGUCACCUGAGGGCACAGCAUUGGGAAACUCUGUUCUUUCAAGCCAAGGAGGAGAAACAGUGGACUUGACUCUUUUUUUCCCCCCUAGUUUUGUUCUGUUUUGUUUCUUAGACUGUGUGUUUCUAUGUACUCCAACCAAACAAAUGUGUCUUGGUGUCAGCACAAGUCUCCAGACCUUUGCUGCUUGUUUAGGGACAUAGUAAAACCUCUCUGACUCCAUCCUUGAUCAACAGUUGCUUAGAGCAGUGUGGGUCAUGCUUAGAAUAGGAGAAUUCCAGCACUUGACACUGGGUGGGGUUAAGAAAAUGAAUUAAAAUGAAUUCUUCAGCCUGCAGACAGGAGCAGAAUGGAGAGGGUUUUUUCUUAGAUGCCAUUGCCAAUUACUAACUGGUACAGAAGUGCACAGAGUGGCCGUGGUUCUCUCUUCCCAUAAACGAUGUGGCAAAGCAGUAAUUGCUGAUUUGAACAAAUGAAAGGGAAAUGUAAAGAAUGAAGGUGUGGCAACAACAAAAAAAAAAUCUUUUCUGGGACAACAAUGAAAUAUAUAUUUGGGGUUUUUAUUUUUUUAAGUUAAGAAUGGAAUGUAAAACGAUGUAAAAAACAAAAAAUCAAAGUUCAUCCUAAUAUAAUGUGCGUCUUGUAUUGCUAAAAAAAAAGAGUCUAACAUACAGUGUAGAAUGAUUUUCCCAUCAUGUACUGCAUGCAGCAGAAGCCUCUUGUUUCUUGAUAAAAUGAGCUGAAAGACAGUCAGCAGAUAUUUAAACACUGAAUCUCUAGAUGUUGACUUGCUGUUCCAUAUGAAGCUGUGUGUUUUCUGCAGUUAAGCAUGCAUUUUGCUGUUCCCUUGUAAAAUACCAUCGCACUUCUUGCCUGCAAAAUGGAUUCUCGUGUAUAUAUUUCAAAGAAAAGUGGAACCAAUAACAAGAUUCAAUUUGGAAAAGCGAAAAGAGAAAAGGGGGUGGUGAAAAUGGGACCAGUAGGGGGAAUAGAGAAUUCUCUAAAUUGUACAUAGUGUGUAAAUUAGCAUUACUAUAAGUCUGCAGUCACUUUGAGGUUGCCUAUCUCCUGCUAGGAACUUAAAUCAGCUUUGAGUUGUAUUAAACUGUUAGAAUUAGGUCUUGAAUGCAGACUGUUAAAGACUUCAAAAAUCAUUAUGCUUACAAGAAGCUUCUGUUCUGGGGAGGCUCGAAACCCCUUUUGUAACUCUGGGGAAGAAAGGAGUGCUUUCAUUUUAAUAUGCAUUCUGUUUGUAAGUAGUAACAGACCCUAUUGAUGUAAAACUAUAACUGUGAUCAUGUGGAGAAAUCAAAUAAAUCAUUUAAAACUC
Zonotrichia leucophrys gambelii is the source of this 8015-nucleotide messenger RNA. It is a transcript of the gene IQSEC1, whose product is annotated as IQ motif and Sec7 domain ArfGEF 1. The record is from RefSeq and is a predicted model, not a curated record. Gene Ontology annotation, molecular function: guanyl-nucleotide exchange factor activity; protein binding. The transcript has 14 exons. NCBI's taxonomy places the organism in Eukaryota, Metazoa, Chordata, Aves, Passeriformes, Passerellidae. Gene Ontology annotation, biological process: actin cytoskeleton organization; regulation of ARF protein signal transduction. Bases 549 to 3863 code for a protein of 1104 amino acids.